CAGGAACACACAGGGCGGUUUUCAACCAGAAAUCACGACUGCAUUCAGGACAGCAGGGAAGAAAAUCCUCCAGUACAGUAGCGGGGAUUCCUCACUGCAAAGGCCGGGAUUGGAGCUCCGACUGCCGGGGAGAGACGCACGCACGGCCCGGUAACUCACGGGGUGUUUUUUUGGCCGGAGCGAGACAGGCAUAGAAAGGCACAGAGGGGAGAAGCAAGGAGACAGAUGGAAAGAUGGAAACCCCAGCGUGAACAGUUAGCUCAUCUAACAUAAACAAAGCUCGACAGGGGUAAGCUUAGCUAGGAAACUUCCAGAACCAUGGUCAAGAUGCUGUUUAGUUUAUCAGCCAACAGGCGCAUCGUCACCGGCCUGCUGGUCAACUUGCUGUCCUCCAUCUGCAUUGUCUUUAUCAACAAGUGGAUCUACGUACACUAUGGCUUCCCCAACAUGACCUUGACCCUCGUUCACUUUGUGGUCACCUGGCUGGGACUCUACAUCUGCCAAAAAAUGGACAUUUUCUCUCCAAAAAGCCUCCCAGUUCGCAGGAUUGUGUGGCUGGCGCUGAGCUUCUGUGGGUUUGUGGCCUUCACCAACCUUUCCCUGCAGAACAACUCAAUAGGAACGUACCAGCUGGCUAAAGCCAUGACCACACCCGUUAUCAUCCUCAUCCAGACCACCUACUACAAGAAGACCUUCUCCACCAAGAUUAAACUGACACUGGUGCCAAUAACAUUAGGGGUGAUAUUGAACUCAUAUUAUGAUGUGCGGUUCAACCUGCUGGGGACAACCUUUGCAUCGCUGGGUGUUCUGGUGACAUCGCUUUACCAAGUGUGGGUGGGGGCUAAACAACAUGAGCUCCAGGUGAACUCCAUGCAGCUUCUGUACUAUCAGGCUCCUCUGUCAUCAGGCUUCCUGCUCUGCGUUGUUCCUCUGUUUGAGCCAAUGACUGGAGACGGAGGAAUAUUUGGACCCUGGUCUCUGCCUGCUCUGGCGACAGUGCUGUUUUCGGGUGUGGUGGCGUUCCUGGUCAACCUAUCCAUCUACUGGAUCAUUGGAAACACCUCAGCUGUCACCUACAACAUGUUUGGUCAUUUUAAAUUCUGCAUCACUCUGAUUGGAGGAUACCUGCUCUUCCAUGACCCGCUGUCACUCAACCAGGCACUGGGGAUCCUCUGUACUCUGGCAGGCAUCCUGUCUUACACUCACAUCAAGCUGGCUGAACAGGAGGAGGGGAAGAGCCGCCUGGCUCAAAGACCAUAGGCUGAUUUACCUGUCAAUCAACUGCAUGGCCUCCUGCCAUUGGCUGCCCACAGUGUGACCGGCUGCAGAGACCUCUUUAUAUAUAUAUUUUUUAUUUUAUUAUGAGUAUUUUUGUAGGAGAGUUAAGAAUUUCAUCUUGGUACCUGGACCGGAUUAAAUGUGUACGACGUAUCAACACAUCCUCACGCACCUUUACGCUCUUCCCAUUGGUUCUUUGCUCAACAACAGUGAUGUUUUAUGGUUUUAAGGGAAACUGAAGCUCAUCACACCAGCAGCUGGACUGACUUUUUCAGCUGCUGAAAUGAAAAUGAAAAGCUGUGUUAACUUAAUGAAACGGAAAAAUCUGAAUCAGAAAAUUAACAUCUUUGUUGUCUGACACAUGCAGGAGGUCAAAUUCAGCUUAAUUUCUUCCCAGAACUCCCUGCUAUUUGUGGCGUGUUUGUGUUGACGGACUGAAUGAGCUUUGAUACACUCGGUGAGUGUGGUUUCCUAGCAACUAAUCAAACGAAGACUACAGGUUUAUGUCAUCAUAGGGUGGGCAGAUUUAAAUGACUUUCAAAGGACAGACUCUAAAGAUAGAUGGAAAUCUAUCAACCUGUAAUCAAGCCUAUUGGAUUUGUUUAGGCAAGUUGUGUGUACCUACUGUUUCUGAACUCUGAACAGUCCAGUAAACCCUUCCAUCAGGUCUUAUCUAUAAGGGAUUUGUCAUUUAAUGAAAAUGUUUUUGCUUUAAAGUGACGGCCGCUUUUUAAUUUUAAAUAACUGCUUGGCUGCAACGUUCAGAACGUCCACACAGAAAAUAAUUGACUGUCCACUGUAUUACACUAUGGCCUCUUGCCAAAGGGAAAGCGAGGGGCUGUGUUUAAAUCAUCAUCCUCCUUUUCUGUGUGUUUGUUGUGAGUUUAAACCCUGGUUAUUUACACACAAAAAUCUAUCCUUUAAUAGAUCUUACCUUUGAAAAUAGUUGGACUAUUGUUCUAGCUGUCCACAUAAAUACUUCAACAGACACCUGAAAACCAAUCAACCAGCAUUUUCCACAAGUGUUGUUUAAUACACACUUUUGAGCCUAAUUACAAAUUACAUUGCUAAUCAAAAGCUAAUAACUUAUAGGUGGUGUGAUGAGUAAACUGGCAGCAGUGUGUAGGCAUUAUUAUGGCCCAAAACAGAAAGAGGCGCAGCAAGCUAACGGCUAACACAUUAGCCAGCCGGGAACUUGAUAGCGCUAGUAUUAGUAUCUAUUUUAUCUUAAUUGUUGCGUUUACUUCCCCUAAACAUUUUCUUCUCAGGACUUUAAAUCAUUUAAUUCAAUAUAGAGUUAUUGAAGACUGGAAAAAAGCUCCACAAGCUUCGCUAACGCUAGCACGCUUAUUAGCUCUGUUGCUAACACACAAGUUCACAAACUAUAUUCAACAUACGUAUUUGCACCGCCGACUCUUGUCUCUUAACAGUCUGUAAACCAUUCCUCUUAAGUGUUUUAUACUUGGACAGAAAUGGGUUAAAUUAAAUUGGAUGGUGCAACACAGCUAAUAAACUACAAUAGCUUCCUCCAUUUUAGAAACUCCCGCUCCAUUUCUUCAACGGUCAGAACUGUGAAUACGGUUUUCUGUUGGUCAUAAUUCACUAAAGUUGAACUAGACUUGAAAAAUGAACAUGGGUUUAUUUUUCCCUCGCCAGUGAAUCCAUUGGAGUGAUUCCACUGGAAUGGACUGAUUUCGUUGCGAAAUUUCACUGUUUUAAAUGUUGAUGUGACUGAGCCUUUAAACAGAAACAGCAACAAUGUUGUUCCACAGUUUCUUUUGUUGUCAGUGUUUAAAUAGUUUUUUCUUGUUUUAAACUAAGUGUUUAAUGUCUACAUCAUUUCAGCUUCUAGUUUCAGGCUGCCCUUAGUCUCAUUCAGUGUUGCUUUAAUUAAUUUAUAAGUUUUAUUUAUUUUUUUGCUUAUUUUACUUUUAUUUGUAGCAGUUUUUGACAGAACUUGUUCAAUUUUUAUGACUCGCCCAUGCCCUCCUAGCUGGGAUUUACUGAUUUUUGAUUCUUUUUUUUGAGAAAACAUUUCAGAUGCAUACCUCCAGGAGGCGGUCUGAUCCAUAGUUUUGGUCGCGGUGCAGCAGGAACGUGGGGAAGCUCAGUCAGACCACAAUAAGAUCACAGGCAGGCGGUGUGGAGGUCAAAGUACACAUCAGCUAAGUGUGAUCAAUCAAUCCCAGCUGAGAUCUGUUGUGUAUUUAAUGUUUGAAAAAUGUUAACUACAAUCAGUCAUUUUACUGCUGGAAUAAAACUCCAAUCACAAUAUUUGUGUCUGAUGUGCUGCAGCCUCGCCACGUAUAAUCUGACUGCACAGUGAGUGAGACUCAGAGUGAAGCUUUCACCGUUGUCAUUUCACUUUACUGUGUUGAACAUAUUCAGUCUUCUGAAUAAAAACUGAUUUAAUGACUUUA
Messenger RNA from Siniperca chuatsi (mandarin fish), 3698 nucleotides. It is a transcript of the gene slc35e3, whose product is annotated as solute carrier family 35 member E3. Gene Ontology annotation, molecular function: nucleotide-sugar transmembrane transporter activity; antiporter activity. The record is from RefSeq and is a predicted model, not a curated record. Gene Ontology annotation, cellular component: Golgi apparatus. The transcript is spliced from 8 exons. Lineage: Eukaryota; Metazoa; Chordata; Actinopteri; Centrarchiformes; Sinipercidae. Bases 319 to 1260 code for a protein of 313 amino acids.